Mesorhabditis spiculigera is the source of this 390-nucleotide messenger RNA. The record is from the annotation of a GenBank genome assembly. Lineage: Eukaryota; Metazoa; Nematoda; Chromadorea; Rhabditida; Rhabditidae.
AUGUUCCGAGCACUCGUUCGGCCGCUCCUCAUCCUCUGCACAUUUGAAAUACUGGAUGCCUGUAUACGAACAGUACCCACACCAAGUCCCGGUACUACAUGCACAUGUACAGCAGCCCAAAUCACAUUCACCCCCGCACAGGCAAAUCGAGCCGGAUCGAUUGAUUCUUCUUUCACUGGUCCAUCAGCUGAUGGAUGUUCGCUGACAGCACAAUGCUUGGGUGACCCGGGGAUGGUGGCUUUCAUGCAGUUUAACACAAAUCAAGGAGGGCCUGCGGAAAAUGCCGCCAUGACCCAAAAUGUCGAGGCGCCACUUGAAUGCAGAAAUGGACAAUGGUUCUACCGUGAUCGCCAAGUCAACGAGGUUAACUGCCAGCAGGCGGCAAACGGA